Dermatophagoides farinae (American house dust mite) is the source of this 1518-nucleotide messenger RNA. RefSeq names its product ferrochelatase, mitochondrial (gene FeCH). The record is from RefSeq and is a predicted model, not a curated record. Gene Ontology annotation, biological process: heme biosynthetic process. Gene Ontology annotation, cellular component: mitochondrion. NCBI's taxonomy places the organism in Eukaryota, Metazoa, Arthropoda, Arachnida, Sarcoptiformes, Pyroglyphidae. Gene Ontology annotation, molecular function: protoporphyrin ferrochelatase activity.
CAGAUUUAAAAAUGUGACAUAAUAAUAACACAUCAACAAGUGAUGAUGAUGUACCAAAUACGAAUGGUGAUUUCAAAAUGGACCAAAAAAAAUUCACAACCAAUGGCAAUUGGCCAGUUGCGAGACGGAAGAAUUGGUCUAUUGGCCGAAAUAAAUUCUGUAAUGAAAUGGACGACAAUCACAAAUUCGUUGUCAAUCCAUAGACGACAAAUGUCAACAACAGCCACGACCACUAAUAAUAAUGAUAAUGAUGAUAAUGAUGGCAAUAAAAAUGUUAAAACCGCAAUAUUAAUGUUGAAUAUGGGUGGACCAAAAACCAUAGCAGAUGUUGAACCAUUUUUACGUGAAUUAUUUCUUGAUAAUGAUAUUAUUCGAUUACCAUUGCAAAAAUGGCUUGGACCAUUCAUAGCCAAACGGCGUACAUCGAAAGUGGCUAAAAAAUAUUCUGAAAUUGGUGGCGGUUCACCAUUACAUGAUUGGACCAAUCGUCAAGGAUCAUUAUUAAUCGAACGAUUAAAUCAUAAAAGACCACAAAAUGGACCAUAUAAAUAUUAUAUCGGUUUCCGUUAUACAUCACCAUCAUUAGCAGAAGCAUUCGAACAAAUUGAAUGUGAUAAACCUGAACGUGUAAUUGCAUUUUCACAAUAUGCACAAUAUUGUUGUAACACUACUGGUAGUAGUCUAAAUCAGAUGGCAAAAUAUUUUCAAAAUGAAAAAAAACAAAAUCAUCUACAUCAACAAAAAUCAUCAUUUCAUCUUAGUUUUAUUGAUCGUUGGCCAUUAAACAAUGGUUUAAUCAAUUCAUUUAUUGAACUUAUUAAUAAUGAAAUUGAACAAUUUCCGGCCAAUUCACGGGAUAAAAUUUUACUGUUAUUUACAGCACAUUCAUUACCAUUAAGUUCUGUAAAUGUAGGCGACACAUAUCCAAUGGAAGUUAGUGGAACUGUGAUGCAAAUUAUGCAUCAAUUACAAUAUCGUUAUCCAUUUCGUUUGGUAUGGCAAUCAAAAGUUGGUCCAGUACAAUGGCAAGCACCCCCAACUGAUGAUGUUAUUAAAGGAUUCAUUGAAAAAGGUCAUCGAAAUCUGCUAUUGAUACCGAUAUCAUUCAUAAAUGAACAUAUUGAAACAUUACAUGAAUUAGAUAUUGAAUAUUGUAAUGAAUUGGUGGCAAAAUUACCAAUACAAAUGAUACGUCGUUGUCCAACACCAAAUGAUCAUCCAUUAUUUAUUGAUGGUAUCGUUGAAUUGAUUGAUAAACACAUUGAAUCUGGUAUUGAUAUUUCACCACAAUUAUUGCUACAAUGUCCAUUAUGUAAUAAACAAGUAUGCCGUGAUACACGUCGUUGGUUACAGGAAUUAAAACAACAACAACAACAACAACAACGGUAAUUGAUUCAGAAUGAAUGAGAAUUUUGAAUCAGAAUCUCCAGUUUUUGAAUUGUUGCCCCAUUCUUACAUUAUUAACCCCGAAACACAGCUAAAAUGAAUGGAAAAAAUAAAAAUAUUUCAUUUCAUUUU